This is a messenger RNA of Zygotorulaspora mrakii, 831 nucleotides long. RefSeq names its product holocytochrome c synthase CYC3 (gene CYC3). NCBI's taxonomy places the organism in Eukaryota, Fungi, Ascomycota, Saccharomycetes, Saccharomycetales, Saccharomycetaceae. Gene Ontology annotation, molecular function: holocytochrome-c synthase activity. Bases 1 to 831 code for a protein of 276 amino acids. The record is from RefSeq and is a predicted model, not a curated record. The transcript has a single exon. Gene Ontology annotation, biological process: cytochrome c-heme linkage. Gene Ontology annotation, cellular component: mitochondrion.
AUGGCUUGGUUUUGGGCUGACGCACCUUCAAAUUCUAAUAUCGAUGGGUCGGCGAGAUCUAGCGGGAAACUAACAUGCCCUGUUAGUGGGGGUAGCUCGGAUCAAUCUGCAUGCCCUGUCAUGCAUGCUUCGAAAGGAAGGGAUAAGUUAAAUGGUGGUUCACUUUUAAAUCCCUUGAAUAAUAUGCCUGCAUUUAUAUCUUCUAAAAAGCAACCUGGGCAGAAAUUAGAUUUACCUGAAGAUCGGUCACUUUCUUCUAUUCCUAGAGGUAGUGAUGGUGUAACCAAUUGGGAGUAUCCUUCACCACAACAGAUGUACAAUGCAAUGGUGAGAAAAGGGAAGAUAGACCCAAAUACAGGUGAAGAGAUACCGGAAGAUGCUGUUGAAUCGAUGGUUUUUGUUCACAACUUUUUGAAUGAGGGCUGCUGGCAAGAGGUUUUGGAAUGGGAGAAACCGUAUACUGAUAAGACCCAUGUCGCCCCACGGCUACUCAAAUUUACAGGAAGGCCAGAUCAAUUAUCUCCCCGUGCGAGAUGGUAUGCUUUACUCGGAAAAUUGUUCCCAAGCUACUAUUCAGGAGAGCACCCUUUCGAUAGACAUGAUUGGGUGGUCCUGAGGGCUGAUCCAAUGUCUGCUGAUCCAGAGAAUCCCGGAUUUAAAAAAAUCCGCUACGUUAUAGAUUUUUAUGGUGGUCCCGAUGAUGAAGAAGGGUUCCCAUCAUUCAAUUUAGAUGUAAGGCCUGCUUUAGACAAUUCAUCAAACGCCAAGGAUAGAUUUAUCAGAUAUACGAAACCCAUUAUUGAUGAGUAUUUUGGAGGAGCUAACAAAUGA